This is a messenger RNA of Setaria italica (foxtail millet), 1488 nucleotides long. RefSeq lists its product as uncharacterized. The record is from RefSeq and is a predicted model, not a curated record. Lineage: Eukaryota; Viridiplantae; Streptophyta; Magnoliopsida; Poales; Poaceae.
CAUCAAUGGAAUUAUGGAAGGCUCAACCGGCGGGGUCCAGAUCGUGUCCAGGCGUAUCGUCCGGCCGGAGCCGGCAACCUCGCCAUCGGCGCCCGAGGUCAUGCACCUGACGCCAUGCGACCUCCGUGUAAUCAAUUUUGAGUACAUCCUGAAGGGAGUCCUCCUGCCCAAUCACAGGACGCGACCCGCAAGCGCCGUCGCGGACGGCCUCGCUUCGUCCCUGGCGCGUGCCCUGGCCCGCUCUACCCUCUUGCUGGCCCGCCUCACCGCCGCGGAGGUCACCGGCAGUGUGUCCAGUGGCCUUGUCAUCUCGCUCCGCUGCACGGGCGAGGGCGCCGAGUUCGUCCACGCUGUGGCGCCCGGGGUCUCCGUGAGUGACAUCGCGACCCCGCUGUACGUGCCGCCGGUGGUGCGGUCGUUCUUCCCGUUCAACGGGGUGCGGGGCGUGGACGCGGUUCUGGAAUCCCGGCCUCUUCUCGCCGGCGAAGACACCGAGCUCGCCGACGGCAUCUUCAUCGCCAUGUCCCUCAACCACGGCGUCGCUGACGGGACCACGCUCUGGCACUUUUUCAACACCUGGUCGGAGAUCAGCCGGAGCAGCAGCGGCGGCGGCGAAGGGUACAAGCUCUCCACGGCACUGCCGGUGCUCGACAGAUGGUUCCUCGACACUUGCCCCGCGCCUAUCCCUCUACCCUUCGCCAAGGUGGAAGACAUCGUUCAGCGGCCCGAGUACACGCCGGUCCAGGAGUGCUUCUUCCAUUUCUCUGCGGAGAGUGUAAAGAAGCUCAAGGCAACGGCCAACUCGGAGAUGGCCGGAACGGCGGCGACGGCGACCAUCUCGUCGCUGCAGUCUCUUCUCGCGCACACGUGGCGAGCGGUGUGCCGCGCCCGAGGCCUCGCGCCACACCGGGGGACAACGUACUUCCUUGCCAUCGGGCUCCGGGCACGGGUGAAGGAGCCACGAGAUUACGCCGGCAACGCCGUGACGGGCGUGGUCGCGCGGUCCGCCGCCGGCGAUGUCCGAGACCUCGACAGGGGCCUAGGAUGGCCGGCGUGGCUCCUGAACCGCGCCGUGGCGUCAUUCGACGAGGCCAGGGAGGGGGAUGAUCUCGCCUCGUGGGCUCGGAACCCCAGCUUACUCUACCUGACGCCGCUCAGGGACCCGGCGAACGUCAUGACCGGGAGCUCGCCGCGGUUCGACAUGUACGGCAACGACUUCGGGUGGGGCAGGCCGGUCGCUGUCCGUAGCGGCGCCGAGAACAAGGUGGACGGGAAGGUGAUAGUGUACGAGGGCCGCGACGGCGGCGGCAUGGCGCUGGAGGUGUACCUGUCUCCCGAGGCGAUGUCCAGGCUCGUCGCCGACGAGGAGUUCAUGGAGGCUGUGAGCCUGUGAGCGUCGCGUGUAGUGGUGGUGCUUGUUUGUGGGCAGCUGCCUGAUGCUGAUUAGGCUGCAAUAGACAACGGGGCUGCCUACCAGGCACCCGAGCA